Messenger RNA from Pogona vitticeps (central bearded dragon), 3176 nucleotides. Lineage: Eukaryota; Metazoa; Chordata; Lepidosauria; Squamata; Agamidae. The record is from RefSeq and is a predicted model, not a curated record.
AUGGCACAUGGCGACUCAGGAAACGGGGAGAAGCGUCAGUUUCUGGCUGCAGUGCAGAAGUGGGCACCAGAGGGUUUAGUCAUCUCUGGCCGUAUGGUUACGGAUGCUGGGCGCAACAUGUUGGGGGCACUGAAUGCAGCAAACUUUGAGCAUGCCCUGGCCAGUUGCAGCUACCGCCGCCAGCAGAGAGCUCCCGGCCAGGUUUUAGUCAACGGAAUUGACCUUGAUGCUGCAUCCCGGCGCGGCGCGGGCCCUCUUCCCCACCCGGCAGGGCAGGCCGAAGGCGGCCGCUUCCAGGUCCUCCAGGAGGCGCGUGGUCCCGGCGAAGGAGGGGGCGGAGACUACGGCUUCCGCAAGGAGCGCGCCGCGCUGGAGGAGCUGCGGGGUCACCGCAACAUUGUGACCCUCUAUGGUGUGUUCACCAAGUGUUCUUCAGCCAAAGGCCCAUCGUACUGCCUUCUAUUAGAAUUACUAGAUGUCAGUGUGUCGGAACUGCUUGUGCAUUCCAGUCAGCAUGGCUGCUCCAUGUGGAUCACUCAGCACUGUGCCCGCGACAUCCUGGAAGCCCUGGCAUUCCUCCACCACAAAGGCUAUGUGCAUGCAGAUCUGAAGCCUCGCAACAUCCUGUGGAGUGCAGAGGAGGAGUGUUUUAAGCUCAUUGACUUUGGGCUCAGCUUUAAGGAAGGGAAUCAGGAUGUGAAGUACAUUCAGACUGACGGAUACCGGGCUCCUGAGGCUGAGCUGCAGAACUAUCUAUCUAAGGCUGGACUACAAAGUGAGACUGAAUGUACAUCUGCUGUAGAUCUUUGGAGUCUUGGAAUAGUAUUACUGGAAAUGUUCUCAGGAGUGAAACUGAAGUAUAUUGUCCAAUCUCAGGAAUGGAGGGCAAAUAAUUCCGCCAUUAUUGAUCACAUUUUUGCCAGCAAAAGUGUGGUAAAUUCUGCCAUCCCGGCCUAUCACCUCAGAGAUCUCCUCAAAAGUAUGCUUCACGAUGACCAAGAGAAAAGAGCUACUGCUGCAAAGGCCUUGUGCAGUCCCUUCUUCAGCGUUCCUUUUGCUCCCCACAUUGAUGAUCUGGUGAUGCUUCCAACUCCAGUGCUGAGACUACUAAACAUUUUGAGUGAUUCUUGUCUACAGAAUGAAGAAGAAUUUGAAGAUAUAGUGGAUGACAUAAAAGAAGAAUGUGGCAAAUAUGGACAGAUUGUUUCUCUUUUUGUUCCAAAGGAAAAUCCAGGCAAAGGUCAUGUCUUCAUUGAAUAUGCAAAUGCUGCUGAUUCCAAAGCUGCCCAGCAAGCACUGACUGGAAAGAGAUUUGAUGGCAAGUUUGUUGUGGCUACGUUUUACCCGCUGAGUGCCUAUAAGAGAGGAUAUCUUUACCAAACUGUGCUGUAGUCUACAACAGCAGUCAAGAGAGAUGCACAUACCCAAAGCUUUUGGCUUUGCCUGAGUGUUUCCCAGAGAUGGAUUCCAUCUGUGUCCACUUUCUUUCCCAUUUUGUGAUUAGCAGAAAAGGCCCAGAUGUUUUUGUUUUGCUGCAUACAGAAUCUGCCUCCCUCUGUGUGGUUGCCAGAAUAUUAUGAAAUGGAUGUCUGAGAUUAAAAGCCAAUAAGGGUUUGAUAUUUUUAAAAAUCAGGUCUCAGAAUAAUGUUAACAAUUGUGACAAUGAACUCUGAGUCAAACACUGAAGGAUUAUUGAGUAGACUGCUGCUAUCCAUGAAAUGUCACUAAAGCACCUCAUGCUUCAAGCCUGGCUGAAAAACCAGAGCAAAACCAUAGAGGUCCAAUGUCAUAAAUCCCAGCCAACCUUCUAUGCCUUUGCACAUUAAACGGGAGUGCGUUGGACUGCCUCUGCACAUACUCUUAAUGGUGUAAAUAACCAUAGUGUUACUUUUCCAUGAGAGAAAACUGUUAUUCCAAGUACAGGAUUGUUGCCCUAGAAGCAGUUCAUCUGGCAAGACGAACCUGCGGAGGUGCUCCUGGCUAUGGAGAAUCCAAAAGUGGACAAACAGUGAGUGAGUGACAAGUUUUGAUUCCACUUGUAGCUUCCAGCCAUUCCUUGUAGUUUGCAGAGCCAUUUUCCCAGGAACAAUGCUAGAGUUGAGCCAAGGCACCUUGCAGCUAAACUGCAUGUGGAAUUGUAGCACACAAUGAGAUUAGCUUUGAAAUACUCAGAAAAAUAAUUUACUUAAAAGAGAUCCUGGUUUGAAUAGGUAAUAGUAGGUACUUGGAGUUUAGUCCUUUCUGCUUUUGCUAGAUGCAGAAUUGGGAGCUCAUGGCCAAAUUAUACAUACGUAGUAGGGCAAAGGUAGAGAAAAUAGUAAUAGGGAAUCUCAUGGUGUAGUGGUUGAACUGCAGCAUUGCAGUCAGGACUGCUCACAACCUGAGUUUGAUCCUGAUGGGUGCAGGUAGCUGGUUCAAGAUUGAUUCAGCCUUCCAUCCUUCUGAGGUCAGUAAAUUGAGUUCUCAGUUCACUGGGAGACAAAAUGUUCCUUGCAUAAUUACGUUGCAAACUGCCCAGAGAGUGCUCUGGCACUAAAGGGUGGUAUAUAAGCAACACAGUUUGCUUUAAUAAGGUAACAGAUCUUCCUUUGUGGGCCUACUUGUAUUGGGCAGGGCCACACUCCCUUGAUAUCAUCAGGUCUCAAAUUAAAGCACAUCUCUAGCACUUCAGCCUAAGGGACUGGCUGCCCUUCCCUUCCUUGUUCCCUGCGCAAGGAAGGGGAACAGGAGGAAAGUACUCUUGGCCACCAAUCGCAGGUGAUGGCUGAGUCCUCAUGUUAGUUCUCACCUGGUAUCAACAGGGGAUGCAGCCUGUGAGGCCAGCGUUUUACAUUGCUCUCCCUCCAAGUUGUAAGGAUGAGUGGCCUGGAAAAAUCAUUCUCACCAUUACCUUUAGUCUCCAACAGCAAAUACCAGUGGGAGUUUCUCUCCUCUUUUAGCUUUCAGAUGGCAAGUCUUGGUGAGCUGGAAAUAUCUGUGAACCGAAUUCUGAACUGCUGUGGGUCUACAGGAUAAGUUUCUGUCUCCCUUAUAGUAGAGCCACUCCUGAUGGCUGAUCCUUUCUUUGUAUGCCUCCUUUUUCGCAUUGUUUCUCAGACAGAAUUAGCUUGAAAAAAAUGUGAAUGCUGGAUAUGUUGUUACUAUGUGCUGUCAAGUUACCUUCAACUUAUGGUGAC